CUCAAUGUCGGAACGUUCCGAAGAUGACGUCGGAGCGUUCUCGAAUCCCGUGUCUCUCGGCUGCUGCUGCCGAAGGAACAGGGAAAAAGCAACAAGAAGGAAGAGCAAUGGCGACACUGGAUCGCAAAGUGCCCAGUCCGGAGGCGUUUCUGGGCAAACCCUGGUCCUCCUGGAUCGACGCCGCCAAAUUACACUGCUCCGACAAUGUAGAUUUAGAAGAGGCUGGAAAAGAGGGUGGAAAAAGCAGGGAGGUUAUGAGGCUUAAUAAAGAAGAUAUGCACUUAUUUGGCCAUUAUCCAGCACAUGACGACUUCUAUCUCGUAGUGUGCAGUGCCUGUAAUCAGGUCGUCAAGCCCCAGGUUUUCCAGUCGCACUGCGAGAGAAGACAUGGUUCAAUGUGCAGACCUUCUCCCUCUCCAGCGUCUCCGGCCUCCAAUUCCAGGACAUCAGUAGCACAUGUGAAAACGAAAGCCUGUCUCAGUGGCCAUAACUCUGCCAGCAGCACCUCAAAGCCAUUCAAAACGCCCAAAGACAAUCUUCUUACCUCCAGCAGCAAACAGCACACAGUCUUUCCUGCAAAAGGAUCAAGGGACAAACCAUGUGUUCCGGUUCCCGUAGUCAGUUUAGAGAAAAUUCCUAACCUAGUGAAGGCAGAUGGUGCCAAUGUCAAAAUGAACUCUACAACCACUACUGCAGCUUCCUCCUCCUCUUCUGCUGUCUCCGCCCCACCUCUAAUUAAGCCCAUCCUGAUGUCCAAGUCGGUGCCACCUUCACCUGAGAAGAUCUUAAAUGGCAAAGGGAUCCUGUCUGCCACCUUAGACAAGAAACACCAAAAUGGCACCAAAAACAACAACAAGCCUUACCGGAGACUUUCAGAGAGAGAAUUUGACCCAAAUAAACACUGUGGAGUAUUGGAUCCCGAGACAAAGAAACCUUGCACAAGAUCCCUCACCUGCAAGACACACUCACUAAGCCAUCGGAGGGCAGUCCCAGGCCGGAAAAAGCAAUUCGACCUCCUCCUGGCAGAACACAAAGCCAAGUCCCGGGAGAAAGAAGUUAAAGAGCAUCUCCCGACUACCACAAGGGAAAUACUUCCAAACCAGGCUGGGCUAGUGCAGGAUUCUCUGCCCGGAUCUUCAGGGAGCUCCGGGCCAGAACCGAAAGUCACAUCCCCUGCGAAAUCCAGGCCACCCAACUCCAUACUCCCCAGACCAUCAUCUGCAAAUAGCAUAAGCAGCAACGCAUCUUCAAAUCUCAGCAGCUACACUCCAGAGCCCCCCCUGCCCUCAGCUGGAGGUGACCUUGCCAGCCGACUGUCCAGUGAUGAAGGAGAGAUGGACGGAGCUGAGGAAUCUGAGAAGUUCGACUGUCAGUUCUCUACGCACCACCCCAGACCUCUUGCGUUUUGCUCAUUUGGGAGUCGCCUCAUGGGACGAGGGUACUAUGUGUUUGAUAGAAGAUGGGAUCGUUUUCGAUUCGCCCUAAACUCCAUGGUAGAAAAACACUUGAAUUCACAGAUGUGGAAGCACAGAAGCCCGAGCCACCGGGCAUCAGGUCCCUCCCCCCUGUUCAGGACUUGCCUAACCAAUCUGCUGUCACUGAGCAACAUUGGGGCUGCCUGGGUGUCAACUCUGGAGAGCGUAGCACCUCGCUGCCCUCUCAGCCUCGCUGCCCAAACUCCAGGCCCCGACGGGCCCGAACCUGGAGGGAUGGCAGCCGAUGGGGGCAUGGAAGACAUUAGGAAGAAAAGGAACGGCAAAGACUCUUUUUUCUUUAACAAGCAUUUAACUCUGCAUCAGGAGACGCCAACACAGUAUUCUCUUUCAGCCAGGAAGAUCCCUCCUGCGGCAGAUACCCCCAUGCCCUCGCCAGCAGCCCACAUCACCACCCCCGUUCCAGCAUCCGUUUUGCAGCCUUUCAGCAACCCCAGUGCUGUGUAUCUUCCUUCAGCUCCCAUCAGCUCGAGACUCACCUCUUCUUACAUAAUGACAUCAGCCAUGCUCUCAGACGCAGCUUUUGUGGCAUCGCCGGACCCGCGUGUCCUCAUGUCCCACACCACAGCUUUCCCCCAUGUGGCCGCUACCCUCAGCAUCAUGGACUCAACCUUCAAGGCUCCAUCCGCCGUGUCCCCGAUACCAGCUGUCAUCCCUUCCCCAUCCCACAAGCCAUCCAAAACCAAAACCAGCAAAUCCUCAAAAGUCAAAGACCUAUCUGCCCGUAGCGACCAGUCUCCAAGUAACAAAAAGAGGAAGCCACAGUCUUCGACUUCCUCUUCCUCCUUGUCCUUGCAGACUGCCCUUUCAUCGUCACCAUUGUCAGGGCCCCACAAAAAGAACUGUGUUCUCAAUGCCAGUUCUGCUUUGAACUCCUAUCAGGCAGCCCCUCCCUAUAACAGUCUGUCUGUGCACAACUCCAACAAUGGGGUGAGCCCACUCAGUGCCAAGCUGGAGCCCUCAGGACGGACCUCGCUGCCCGGUGGCCCCGUGGACAUAGUGAGACAGGUGGGCGCGGUGGGCGGCAGCAGUGACUCCUGUCCCCUCUCUGUGCCCUCCCUUGCGCUCCACGCAGGGGACCUCUCUCUGGCCUCACACAAUGCUGUGUCUUCUCUGCCCCUUUCUUUUGAUAAAUCAGAAGGAAAAAAGCGUAAGAACUCGAGUACUAGUAGCAAAGCCUGUAAAAUCACUAAAAUGCCUGGUAUGAAUAGCGUUCACAAAAAGAACCCACCCGGCCUCCUUGCACCGGUGCCGGAUCCCGUUAACAGCACCUCCUCUCGGCAGGUUGGGAAAAAUAGCAGCCUGGCUUUGUCACAAUCCACUCCUUCAAGCAUAUCCAGCCCAGGACACAGCCGACAGAAGAACACAAACAGAAUGGGCAGGAUAAGGACGCUUCCAUAACAAGACUAUGAAGCCACUUCCAAAACAAUUUCUGGUGGUGAUCCCACCCUAGGAGGCUAUGGCAGAGGAGGGAGGAGAUUGGCCCAUGAGCAAGCAUCUGUUUCCUGUACCCUGUUGUGGCUCUGGCCAGUCUUUCUUUCUUUCUUUCUUUCUUUCUUUCUUUCUUUC
Messenger RNA from Perognathus longimembris pacificus (Pacific pocket mouse), 3062 nucleotides. It is a transcript of the gene Atxn7l1, whose product is annotated as ataxin 7 like 1. Lineage: Eukaryota; Metazoa; Chordata; Mammalia; Rodentia; Heteromyidae. The record is from RefSeq and is a predicted model, not a curated record. Bases 24 to 2894 code for a protein of 956 amino acids. The transcript has 14 exons.